Racocetra fulgida is the source of this 378-nucleotide messenger RNA. Lineage: Eukaryota; Fungi; Glomeromycota; Glomeromycetes; Diversisporales; Gigasporaceae. The record is from the annotation of a GenBank genome assembly.
AUGGAGAAGACCGAACUUGAAGGAACAUAUUUAGUAACUGCUAACAGCAUCCUCUAUUUCACUGAUCACCAGUUUCAAGUCAUUCAUUUCAACAGUCCUAAAUGUGAAAGUGAUGCUCAACAACUACAUCGACGAAUGCCAGAAUUCCUUGAAGACAUUCGACGAUCCCAUGGUCCUUCUUAUCUUUUCAUUAAGCAGCGUAUUACUCCCUCUAUACUUGGUCAAAUGCUUAAAGAAGAUUUUUUCAAAUUAGACCAAGAAGCUCAAAAAGUCACCCAAAUUGAAUUAAAAGAAAUAGUAACGCUUACCCAUUUUGCAGAAGCUUUAUCUCAAGAGGAGGCAUAUGUUGCGAAUAGAAUUAUUAGUAAUUCCAUAUAA